This is a messenger RNA of Sycon ciliatum, 1107 nucleotides long. RefSeq lists its product as uncharacterized. Bases 1 to 1107 code for a protein of 368 amino acids. Lineage: Eukaryota; Metazoa; Porifera; Calcarea; Leucosolenida; Sycettidae. The record is from RefSeq and is a predicted model, not a curated record. The transcript has a single exon.
AUGGCAGCAGUGAUUGCAGUGGAAUUGGCAACCUCAGUGACAUCGGCGUUGCAGUUGAGUAUGGACAAGGUGGUCUUCUGGUCAGACAGCAUGGACGUGAUCCACUGGAUUCGAAGUGCCAGUCGCAAGUUCAAGCCAUUCGUUGCCCAUCGUAUUGGACUGAUUCAGACGGCUACGCUACCUCAACAGUGGCGGCAUGUACCGACAGCGAGCAAUCCAGCGGAUCUCGCGUCACGUGGUGCUACGGUCUCAGCAUUAGUCAAGAGUUCAUUGUGGUGGGAAGGUCCGCCAUUUCUCCACAGUGACUCAGCCGACUGGCCGGCAUUGCUAGCAGGUCCACCGACAGCCCCGAGCGCUGAAGAGUUUAAGCAGAGCAGCGCAGCGGAAGCAGUGAGCUUCGUAACUGUUGCACAGCCGCCAGGAUUUCGCCUGAAGCCCGAGCGAUAUUCCGAUUGGUUGCGUCUCGUGCGAGUGACAGCGUGGGUUAUGCGCUUCAUCGGCAACUCCGCUGGCCGGACUCGCAUCACCAGUGAACUGACAGCAGCAGAGAUCAGUGACGCCGAGCAACUGUGGAUCGCGCAAGCUCAGAGCGAGGCGUUUAGCGACGAGCUGAAGAGUGUGCGCAACAAGCAAGCAGUGCCAGCCAGAUCAGCGCUACUGAAGCUCAACCCCAAGGUCGACGCAGAUGGGUUGCUGCGAUGCGACGGCCGGACGCAGUACGCCGAGUGGCUGCCACACAACAUGAGAUUUCCAGUGAUCUUGCCACGCAAUCAUCACGUCACGCAGCUUAUUGUGAAGCACCAUCACGAGCUGCAGCAGCAUGGCUGCACGAACCAGACGCUGUCGUCGCUAAGCACAACGUUCUGGGUAGUGUCUGCCCGUGAAGCCAUUCAAGAGUGGGUGCCAGCCCUGAACCGCCGGACCAAGUGGCCGCAUGCACAGAAGAGCCUGCAGCCUGAUGAUGCCGUUCUCGUACUGCAGUCGGACACUCCGCUUGGACCGUGGCCUCUGGGACGUGUGGUCAAGGUGUUCCCAGGAGCAGAUGGCAAGGUGCGUGUCGCCGAGGUAGUGGUGUGCGGCAAGCGCUACGCUCGCCCGAUUACUUAG